Molecule: messenger RNA, 2462 nt
Organism: Didymella exigua CBS 183.55
Lineage: Eukaryota; Fungi; Ascomycota; Dothideomycetes; Pleosporales; Didymellaceae
Product: glycoside hydrolase family 37 protein
Exons: 6
Coding region: 100-2298 (732 amino acids)
Biological process (GO): trehalose catabolic process
Cellular component (GO): cytoplasm
Molecular function (GO): calcium ion binding; alpha,alpha-trehalase activity
Source: RefSeq, a predicted model, not a curated record
GCUCACAGCCCUACGCCAUAGCAACAGUAUCUUCAGCGCCCACCAUUACACACACCCACUACGCCUUAGAGCAGUAACGGCCUGUCAGACCCCCGUAGCAUGAGCUCGCAAUCCUCAAAGCCCCGUCGUACCUCUACCGUCGCGCACGAUCCCUUGGCAACACCUCAGGUUUACUACGGAGAGAGCCACUCGCGCAAGCAUGCCAGGGCACGCACCUACUCGGCUAACGUAGACCGCUCUGCCCGCAAUGCCUCGUUGUCCGAGGGCGUGUCCCAGGGCCGCCGUAUCAACGAACAAUCUCUCCAGCCCCGCCGCUUCCUUGUUCAGGUCGAAGAGACCCUGAAGACGCUCCUUUCUCGAGAGGACUCGGACGGAAACUACCAGAUCACAAUCGACGACAAGGGCCCAAAGGUGCUGUCGCUCGGUACCCUGGCAUCCAAUGCCCACAACAAGUUCGAUGUGCGCGGCACAUACAUGCUCUCCAAUCUGCUGCAGGAGCUCACCCUCGCCAAAGACUACGGCCGCAAGACCAUUGUCCUCGACGAAGCGCGUCUGAAUGAGAACCCCGUAAACCGCCUCUCACGACUUAUCCAGUUCUCCUUCUGGGACGGCCUGACCCGCCGCAUUGAUGGCUCCAACAUUGCCAAGGUCGGUGUCGAUCCCAAGGAUUGGACAGACGACCCACGCCCUCGUAUCUACAUUCCUCCCGGUGCUCCCGAGCAAUACGAAUAUUACACUCGCAUCGCCAGGGAACAUCCAGAUAUGCGCCUCGAUGUUCAAUGGCUGAAGGAGCCUGUCGACGAUGAGAUGUACGUGCGUGACCUGAAUAAGGCACCAGGUCUGCUCGCUAUCGCCAUGGAGAAGUGGAUUGACCCCGAGACCGGCAAGGAGGAUCUGAGAGGUCUUCCAUUCGUUGUGCCUGGCGGCCGCUUCAACGAAUUGUACGGCUGGGACAGCUACAUGGAGUCGCUUGGUCUUCUGGUCAAUGACCGUGUUGAUUUGGUGAAGUCAAUGGUCAUCCAUUUCUGCUUCUGCAUCAAGCACUACAACAAGAUUCUCAACGCCAACCGAACGUACUAUCUCUGUCGAUCGCAACCGCCAUUCUUGACAGACAUGGCUUUGCGUGUCUAUGAACGCAUCAAACACGAAGAAGGCGCUUUAGACUUCCUCAGGGAGGCCAUUCUCGCCGCUAUCAAGGAGUACCACUCGGUAUGGAUGAACGCCCCUCGACUGGACCCGGAGACUGGUCUCACGCGCUACCGACCCACGGGUAAGGGCGUGCCACCCGAAACUGAAGCUUCGCAUUUCGAGCAUGUUCUUGAACCAUUCGCCAAGAAGCACAACAUGAGCUUCCAGGAGUUCGUCGAGGCCUAUAAUUACCGCAGAGGUGUUGAUGAUGAGACUCUCAAGGAACUGGAUGAGUACUUCCUGCACGACCGCGCUGUGCGUGAGUCUGGACACGACACAUCCUACCGUCUCGAGACCGUCGCUGCCGAUCUAGCAUGUGUCGAUAUUAACGCCUUGCUAUACAAGUACGAGGUCGACAUUGGCCGUGUUAUUCGGAAUCAUUUCAAUGACAAGCUCGAGGUCCCAGAAGGGUUCCUAUGUGCUGACAUGAAGCCUGGCCACGUCGAGCACUCUGCCGCUUGGGAGCGCCGUGCCAGAGACCGACGCAGAAAGGUUGACAAGUACCUCUGGGAUGAGGAAGCUGGCUUGUACUUCGACUAUAACACUAAGAAGAAGGAACGCACCAACUACGAAUCCGCGACGACGUUCUGGCCCAUGUGGUCAGGUCUUGCGACACCACGCCAAGCUCAAACUCUUGUGGACAAGGCUCUGCCGCUGUUUGAGGUCUUUGGCGGGUUAGUCUCGGGUACUGAGAAGUCCCGUGGCAAGGUUGGUCUCGAUCGCCCUAAUCGACAGUGGGACUACCCCUUCGGCUGGGCACCACAGCAAAUCCUGGCCUGGGUCGGUCUGCAGCGUUAUGGCUUCGACGAGGAAGCUCAGCGACUUUCUUACCGAUGGUUGUACAUGGUUACAAAGGCAUUCGUUGACUUCAACGGAGUCGUCGUCGAGAAAUACGAUGUCACAAGACAGAUCGAUCCCCACAAGGUCGAGGCUGAGUAUGGUAAUCAGGGCAGCGACUUCAAGGGUGUGCCUCGUGAAGGUUUCGGCUGGGUCAACGCCAGUUACAUCUACGGCAUGACACUCCUCAGCGCACACCAGCGUCGUGCGCUUGGCGCUCUCACCAAAUGGGACGACUACGAGAAGGCUAUGUCUAACCUUGGUUUGGCUUGAGCGCUCAUACGUUUUAACUUUCAAUGUGUGCUUGCUCGUUGGCGUUUGAGAUACUGCAGAACUGCAUGCUUGCUUGUACAGUGUAUAGCGCUGCUUUGAUGUAAACUUAGAAGCCCUAUGAUCAACGAACAAUUUUGAUAUUAUGGCCAUCGAUCGAUCUGCUA